GGGGAAUGUGGCCUUUCAGCGCUGCUGAGCUUGGCAGUCGCUUUACCGCUACUUGUGUUACUUUAAGACGGUGCCUGAGGUUGGGGGUGACCAUGGCCAAGAGCAAGUUCGAGUACGUGCGGGAUUUUGAGGCUGACGAUACCUGCUUGCCGCACUGCUGGGUUGUGGUGCGGCUGGACGGCCGGAAUUUCCACCGGUUUGCUGAGAAGCACAACUUUGUAAAACCUAAUGACAGCCGAGCUCUCCAGCUGAUGACCAAAUGUGCCCAGACAGUAAUGGAAGAGCUGGAGGACAUCGUGAUCGCGUAUGGACAGAGUGAUGAGUACAGCUUCGUGUUCAGGCGGAAAAGCAAUUGGUUUAAAAGAAGAGCCAGUAAGUUCAUGACUCUCGUGGCCUCCCAGUUCGCCUCCAGCUAUGUGUUCUACUGGCGGGAUUACUUUGAGGAUCAGCCACUUCUGUAUCCACCAGGAUUUGAUGGCAGAGUUGUGUUGUAUCCUAGCAACCAGACCUUGAAGGACUACCUCAGUUGGCGACAGGCAGACUGUCACAUCAAUAAUCUUUAUAAUACAGUGUUCUGGGCCCUUAUCCAGAAGUCUGGACUAACACCAGUUCAAGCCCAGGAGAGAUUAAAGGGAACUCUGGCCGGAGACAAGAACGAGAUUCUGUUCUCUCAGUUCCACAUAAACUACAAUGACGAGCCACAAAUGUACAGGAAAGGGACCGUGUUGGUGUGGCAGAAGGUGGAUGAAGUCAGGACACAAGAAGUUAGGCUGCCUGCAGAGAUGGAAGGGGAAAGGAUGACUGUGACCCGGACCAGAAGCAGGCCCGUGCCCUUGUACUGCGAUCUCAUUGGGGAUGCUUUCUGGAAAGAACACCCAGAUAUUCUGAUGGGAGAGAACUGACCCUGCAUUCUGCAGUUCUGCCGUGCUUAGCCAUGCAGGUCUCCCGGAGGCUCCUCUCCCUGGGUGGCUCGAGCAUCCCCAGCCCCAAGAGCACUGUAAAGAGCUACAGAGAAAGAAGCAAUGGACGGAGGCGGCGUAUCUCACUGUGCUUAAACAGAAUACCUUUUUUUUUUUACGGUGUUAGUUUUUUGGCUCUUUUCAAAAUCAUGAUCCUAUUUUUAUAAAAGAACUAUUCAUGCUUUGCUGGAUGAGUCAUUUUUAGCUGUGGCAUAAACCUUACAAAAGCCCGUCACCUCUUUUCACCUCUGAUAGAAGGGAAGCCCAGACUUUACCCUCACCCACCUUUCUUAACUCGAGAACCCGGUGACUGCACAUUCCCACUCUGACACCCGUGUACUUGCACUCAUCUUCUGGCGUGAAGUUAAAUAUGGGUUCCUGCCUGCACGAUGCCUCCAGACUGAGGAAUCCCAGAGAACACUCGCAGAUUGGUGCCAGUUCCCCAGGGUGGCAGCUUUGGCUGAACAAACGAGGAGUGUUCUGGGUAUCCCACACCACUCCAGGCCUGAUUUUUGUCUGGAAUCGUUAGCAUGAUCGUCGUCAUCUCUUACCAGGGACAUCGUUUCCAGUCACCUAUCUCUUUUGAAGGGAAGGUGUUUUGGGGAGGUGUGUGUGUGUAUGCGAAUGAGGCUGGAGAGCAGCUACGCCAUGGAUGCUGGAAGUACUUCCCUCAGAAAAGCGGACUUUGCGUUAGACUUCUGGGCAAGCAUUCUCAAACAGCCUCAGUGUAGCCGUAACAUUGGAAUUCGAGAGCACCAGGAGGCCUGAUAUGGUGGUUUAGCCUAAUCCUAGCACUCAGGAGGUUGAGGCAGGAAAUUUGAAGCUAACAUUUGAAGCCAAACUGGACUACAUGGCAGGACUAGAAGGUGGAGUUGGAGGCUCUAUUGAUUUCAGAGGUUUGAAAAUAGCCCCUCCUGCUGAUGUCAGGAUGGAGUUGGCGAGGGGGCAGAGAGUAAUAAUAAAAAUCAUUUGUUGCCAAGGUGUUGGACUCAAUGGGAAAGUCACGUUUCUCCUUGACCUUGUUUUAUAUUUUAGAAGAAAAUGAUUAUUUGCCUCCAUCAGGAAUUAAUUAAAAGACAGCCUAUGUCCUGCUUUCUGGUCUUGAUUGCAGAAUUUCCAGCCAAGAAGAAAAUGUAUUUUUGAAAGAACAGCGUCUGGCCUCAUCCCUCACUAAUUGACACCCCAUCUGCUGAUGCCUUUUUUUCCUUCCUGUUCUCCCCACUCCCCAGGAAGAAGCAAUAGAGCUCAUGUUUGGCAACUGCUAAAAUCUUUUUAAGGGGGGGAAAGUAUAAUAAAGAUUUCAGU
This is a messenger RNA of Chionomys nivalis (European snow vole), 2264 nucleotides long. RefSeq names its product tRNA-histidine guanylyltransferase 1 like (gene Thg1l). The record is from RefSeq and is a predicted model, not a curated record. The transcript is spliced from 6 exons. Gene Ontology annotation, biological process: tRNA modification. Gene Ontology annotation, molecular function: tRNA guanylyltransferase activity; magnesium ion binding. The coding region runs from base 6 to 902 and encodes 298 amino acids. Lineage: Eukaryota; Metazoa; Chordata; Mammalia; Rodentia; Cricetidae.